CACCUUGGCCGCGUUCUCGGCGUCGUCCCUGGCCGUGAAGGCGUCGAACGCCCUCUCGAGCUUGGCGCCCCAGGCGGGGUUGGCGAAGAGCGUCUUCCCAUCGAAGGGGUUGGGGAGGGUGGAGUUAUCACGCCUCCACCUGAAGCCGCUGUUGGACCGGGCAUGGGGCACCGCCGAGACGGCUCCCACCGCGGAGAGGGUGGCGAUGAGUGAGCUGAUACGCAUGGUGUGUAGUGUGCACGACAGAGAGACUAUGGAGAGGAAGAAAAGACAGCACCGGAGUUAUCUGUGAACGGUCUCUGUGACUGAAUCGCUGUCCAGAAAGUCCAACACCAACAGCGAUGGCAUCAAUUAUUAUAUACUUUUGUCGUCUCUCUCUUCUUCCUCCUCCUCUCUCUUCUGGCUCCCCGAUUGAUGACCCGAUUUAUGAACGGCUCCAUGACGGUGCAUCUCUCGGCGAGCCAAGCCCUCCAUCUCAGGAACGGAACGAAGAGAUAAAUGGCGAUUUGCCCCCGUUGCUGGUCCACAGGCCGGCGGAAAGCCAGGGCCGGCGGCCAAGAGCCUCAGGAUUAAUUUGUGUGGUAUUCGCUUCCGGCAACUAUAUGAGCCAAGCCAUAACGGUUGAGAAUACCAGCCGCCGCUCUAAAUUGCAUUGCGCCGAGCCGCGCCCUGGGACUUCCCGAACCGGCAGCGUAGGACCCUUAUCCGGGAUUGGGGCCUGUCGAUCGCCCCCGCCGUUGGCGAUGGGGGCCAUACCCUAUGCUGGGAGGUGAGGGGCGCGUGGCGUCAUGGAUG
Phialemonium atrogriseum is the source of this 795-nucleotide messenger RNA. RefSeq lists its product as uncharacterized. NCBI's taxonomy places the organism in Eukaryota, Fungi, Ascomycota, Sordariomycetes, Cephalothecales, Cephalothecaceae. The coding region runs from base 342 to 773 and encodes 143 amino acids. The transcript has a single exon. The record is from RefSeq and is a predicted model, not a curated record.